CUCUGUGUGGUGGCCAACCACAAACAGCGGCUUUUCACUGUAAUUUUACUGGAAAAUCUAUAAAAAUAGGUUAAUUUAAGUAAUAAAUACCUGUGCAAAGAAUUAAACAGACAUGGCGGAUGCCGCAGCUCGUCAGCUGCAGUACGAGUACAAGGCGAACUCCAAUCUUGUGCUGCAAGCCGAUGUCCGACUCAUCGAACGACCGCGACGGGAUGAGGCCACCGGAGAAGUGUGUUCUUUGGUGGGAAAGCUUGACGGAACUCGGAUGGGUGAUCGUUACCAGCGAACGAAGCCGGAGAAAACAGAGGAGCGCAAGGUGAAGCGCCAAAAGCGAGAUGAGGCUCAGUAUGAUUUCGAGCGGAUGAAGGGAGCCACUUUGCUUUCCGAGGGCAUCGACGAAAUGGUGGGCAUUGUCUAUCGACCCAAGACCCAAGAAACUCGCCAGACUUACGAGGUACUACUCAGUUUCAUCCAAGAGGCUCUAGGGGAUCAGCCCAGAGACAUCCUGUGCGGUGCCGCCGACGAAAUUCUUGCUGUGUUAAAAAAUGAUCGCCUGAAGGAUCGGGAGCGAAAAAGAGAUGUGGACAGUCUGCUAGGUGCAGUCACCGAUGAGCGCUUUGCCCUGCUGGUUAACUUAGGCAAGAAGAUCACAGAUUUUGGCAGCGAUGCGGUAAAUGCGUUGACAGCAGCUCCCAACAACGAGGAGCAGAUCGAUGAAACUUACGGCAUCAAUGUGCAAUUUGAGGAAUCCGAAGAGGAGAGCGACAACGAUAUGUAUGGCGAGAUUCGCGAUGAUGACGCCCAGGAUGAAGGCGAGGAAGCGCGCAUUGAUCAUACCCUGCAUGCAGAGAAUUUAGCCAACGAGGAAGCUGCCAAUAAUGUAAAGAAAGAGCGCUCUUUGCAUCCUUUGGACAUUGAUGCCUAUUGGCUACAGCGUUGCCUGAGCAAGUUCUACAAGGAUGCCAUGGUGUCGCAGAGCAAGUCUGCUGAUGUGCUCAAGAUCCUCAAGGAUGCCGCCGACGAUCGCGAUUGUGAAAACCAGUUGGUGCUGCUGCUGGGCUACGACUGUUUUGACUUCAUCAAACAGUUAAAGCUCAACCGCCAGAUGGUAUUGUACUGCACCAUGUUGGCCUCUGCUCAAACAGACAGCGAACGUCAAAGAAUUCGCGAAAAGAUGCGGGGUAAUUCAACGCUGGCCAAGAUUCUGCGGCAAUUGGACACAGGAAAGUCCGAGGAGCAGGACGAGGGCGAGGCGCGUGGCAAUAAGAGAGGCAAAGGAGAUGCUGAAGAUGGUGGAGCGGCGGCUGCAGGUCAAGUAGCCGGUGUGCGGCAGCUGCUCGAGUUAGAAGAGAUGGCUUUCACUCAGGGAUCCCAUUUUAUGGCCAACAAGCGCUGCCAGUUGCCAGAUGGAUCCUACAGGAAACAACGCAAGGGAUACGAAGAGGUGCAUGUGCCUGCUCUGAAGCCAGUACCUUUCGAUGCCAACGAGGAACUUCAGCCAGUGGACAAGCUCCCGAAAUACGUCCAGCCUGUGUUCGAAGGUUUCAAGACCUUGAAUCGUAUUCAAAGUCGUUUGUACAAGGCCGCAUUGGAUAGUGAUGAAAAUAUGUUGCUGUGUGCCCCUACUGGAGCUGGUAAAACUAACGUGGCUUUGCUUACAAUGAUGCGGGAGAUUGGCAAGCACAUCAAUGAGGACGGCACCAUCAAUGCACAGGAUUUCAAGAUCAUCUACGUGGCUCCUAUGAAAUCGUUGGUGCAGGAAAUGGUGGGUAACUUUGGACGACGCCUUGCCUGCUAUAAUCUGACUGUCUCUGAGUUGACUGGAGAUCACCAGCUGACAAGGGAGCAGAUUGCAGCCACCCAGGUGAUUGUGUGCACGCCAGAGAAGUGGGAUAUCAUUACUCGUAAGGGAGGAGAGCGUACCUUUGUGAGCUUAGUGCGAUUGGUAAUCAUCGAUGAGAUCCAUCUGCUUCAUGACGAGCGUGGUCCAGUACUGGAGGCCCUGGUGGCACGAACAAUAAGAAACAUUGAGACCACCCAGGAGGAAGUGCGAUUAGUGGGACUUUCGGCUACACUACCAAACUAUCAGGACGUCGCAACCUUCUUACGCGUCAAGCCCGAUAAAGGCCUCUUCUACUUUGAUAACAGCUACAGGCCAGUGUCCUUGGAGCAGCAGUAUAUUGGUGUGACGGAAAAGAAGGCUCUGAAGCGCUUCCAGGUGAUGAACGAGAUUGUUUACGAAAAGACCAUGGAGCAUGCUGGGCGGAAUCAGGUGCUUGUUUUUGUACAUUCACGAAAGGAGACUGGAAAAACGGCCAGGGCUGUAAGGGACAUGUGCCUGGAGCAAGAUACCCUUGGUAGCUUCUUAAGGGAAGGGUCUGCCAGCAUGGAAGUGCUGCGCACUGAAGCAGAGCAAGUGAAGAACACAGAGCUAAAAGAGCUGCUGCCCUACGGAUUCGCCAUUCAUCAUGCUGGAAUGACGCGCGUUGAUCGUACCCUGGUGGAAGAUCUUUUCGCGGAUCGGCAUAUUCAGGUUCUAGUUUCCACGGCCACUCUAGCUUGGGGUGUGAAUCUCCCAGCUCAUACGGUAAUCAUCAAGGGAACGCAGGUCUACAAUCCGGAAAAAGGACGCUGGGUGGAGCUGAGUGCUUUGGAUGUCCUUCAGAUGUUGGGUCGUGCCGGAAGACCGCAGUAUGACACCAAGGGUGAGGGUAUUCUUAUAACCAAUCACAGUGAGCUGCAGUUUUAUCUCUCUCUGCUCAACCAGCAGUUGCCAAUUGAGUCGCAAUUUAUCUCUAAGCUGCCUGACAUGCUGAAUGCUGAGAUUGUGUUGGGAACCGUCCAACAUUUACAGGAUGCAGUUAAUUGGUUGGGGUACACAUAUUUGUACAUCAGAAUGCUCAGGAAUCCCACGCUGUAUGGAGUAUCGCACGACGCUAUAAAGGCGGAUCCUCUGUUGGAGCAGCAUCGCGCAGAUCUCUUGCAUACCGCUGCUUGCUGUCUGGAGAGGAGUGGCCUUGUAAAAUACGAUCGAAAGACAGGACAUUUCCAAGUUACAGAUCUGGGACGCAUUGCCUCUCACUAUUACCUAACACACGAAACUAUGCUGACUUACAACCAACUGCUAAAGCAAACUCUCAGCGAGAUUGAGCUAUUCCGUGUGUUCUCUUUAUCCUCAGAGUUCCGUCACAUUUCUGUCAGAGAAGAAGAAAAGUUAGAGCUGCAAAAGCUAAUGGAACGAGUGCCCAUUCCCAUUAAGGAGUCUAUUGAGGAGCAUAGCGCAAAGGUUAAUGUUUUGUUGCAAGCCUACAUAUCCCAAUUGAAACUGGAGGGCUUUGCCCUGAUGUCGGACAUGGUAUUCAUUACCCAAUCCGCAGCUCGUUUGAUGAGGGCUAUCUUUGAAAUUGUGUUGACCCGCGGAUGGGCUCAAUUGGCGGACAAAACGUUGACGCUCUGCAAAAUGAUCGAUCGGAGGAUGUGGCAAUCGAUGACUCCACUUAGACAGUUUAAGAAGAUGCCCGAUGAGAUUGCCAAGAAGCUGGAGAAGAAGCACUUUCCUUGGGGCCGGCUUUAUGACUUGGAGCCCCAUGAACUGGGUGAGCUUAUCAGAGUGCCCAAACUAGGAAAGACCAUUCACAAAUUUGUACACCAGUUUCCCAAGUUGGAGCUUUCCACGCACAUUCAGCCCAUAACAAGGGGAACACUAAGAGUGGAACUUACCAUCACACCAGAUUUCCAAUGGGAUGAGAAGGUGCAUGGCCAGUCAGAAGGUUUUUGGGUGUUGAUAGAAGAUGUGGACUCUGAACUCAUUCUGCAUCACGAGUUCUUCCUAUUAAAGCAAAAGUACUCCCAAGAUGAACAUCAGUUGAAGUUCUUUGUGCCUGUUUUCGAGCCGCUACCGCCGCAAUACUUCUUGCGAAUUGUUUCGGAUCGCUGGAUUGGAGCAGAGACACAGUUGCCAGUCUCCUUCCGACACUUGAUUCUGCCGGAAAAGAAUAUGCCACCUACGGAGCUGUUGGAUCUGCAGCCUCUCCCCAUUAGUGCCCUCCGCCAGCCUAAGUUUGAAUCGUUUUACUCGCAACGGUUCCCACAAUUCAAUCCUAUCCAGACACAGGUCUUUAAUGCCGUCUACAAUAGUGAUGAGAACGUUUUUGUUGGAGCUCCAACCGGAUCUGGAAAGAUGACCAUUGCAGAGUUUGCCAUUAUGCGCUUGUUCACCACUCAAUCAGAUGCUCGUUGUGUCUAUUUAGUUUCGCAAGAUGCUUUGGCAGAUCUAGUCUUCACAGAUUGGCACAACAAGUUUGGUUCCCUGGACAUAAAAGUGGUUAAAUUGACUGGUGAAACUGGAACCGAUCUGAAAUUGAUUGCGAAGGGACAGCUGGUUAUCACUACAGCAGAUAAAUGGGAUGUGUUGUCACGCAGAUGGAAGCAGAGGAAGAACGUCCAACUAGUGAACCUUUUCAUUGUGGACGAACUUCAGUUGGUUGGUGGAGAGGAUGGCCCUGUGUUGGAAAUUGUGUGCUCUAGGAUGCGCUACAUUAGCUCGCAGAUUGAGAAACAGAUCAGGAUAGUAGCCUUGUCCGCCUCGCUGACCGAUGCUAGGGAUGUGGCCCAGUGGUUGGGCUGCAAUCCCAAUGCCACAUUUAACUUCCACCCAAGCGUGCGUCCCAUUCCAUUAGAGCUGCACAUCCAAGGUUUUAAUGUCACCCACAACGCCACCAGAAUUGCCACAAUGUCCAAGCCGGUUUACAAUGCCAUACUCAAGUAUAGCGCCCACAAGCCUGUGAUCGUAUUCGUAUCGUCCAGAAAGCAGGCCAGACUGACGGCUAUUGAUGUCCUGACCUACGCUGCCUCGGAUUUGCAACCGAACAGGUUCUUCCAUGCAGAAGAGGAGGAUAUCAAACCGUUCCUGGAGCGAAUGACAGAUAAAACUCUGAAGGAGACCCUAGCUCAAGGAGUGGCAUAUCUUCAUGAAGGUUUAUCCUCCUCCGAUCAUCGACUGGUGGAACAACUUUUUGACUCUGGCGCUGUGCAAGUUGCAGUUGUCUCUAGGGAUCUUUGCUGGGGAAUGAGCAUCUCUGCUCACUUGGUGAUCAUUAUGGACACACAAUUCUAUAACGGCAAGAAUCAUUCGUAUGAGGAUUAUCCCAUCACCGAUGUGCUGCAGAUGAUUGGACGAGCCAAUCGACCCAACGAAGAUACCGAUGCCAAAUGCGUAUUGAUGUGCCAGAGCAGCAAGAAGGACUUCUUUAAGAAGUUCAUCAACGAGCCGCUACCCAUCGAAAGUCAUUUGGACCACCGAAUGCACGAUCACUUCAAUGCCGAGGUGGUGACUAAGACGAUUGAGAACAAGCAGGAUGCUGUGGACUAUCUCACCUGGACGUUCCUGUACAGGAGAUUGACCCAAAAUCCCAAUUACUAUAAUCUCCAGGGUGUCACACAUCGACAUCUCUCCGAUCAUCUUUCGGAGUUGGUGGAGAACACACUGAGCGAUCUGGAGCAGUCUAAAUGUAUCAGCGUGGAGGAUGAUAUGGAUACAUUACCACUCAAUCUGGGCAUGAUUGCGGCAUAUUAUUACAUUAACUAUACAACAAUUGAACUCUUCAGUUUGUCCCUCAACAGCAAAACGAAAGUGCGCGGCCUGCUUGAGAUCAUUUCAUCGGCUGCUGAAUACGAGGAUAUUGUUGUCAGGCAUCAUGAAGAGCAGGUUCUGCGCACGUUGUCCCAGCGUUUGCCUAACAAACUUACUGGUCCUAAUGAAACGGCACCAAAGUUCAAUGAUCCGCAUAUUAAGACCAAUUUGCUGCUCCAAGCUCAUCUUUCGAGAUUGCAGUUGGGGCCUGAAUUGCAAGGAGAUACGGAACAGAUAUUAAGCAAGGCCAUCCGGCUCAUCCAGGCCUGUGUUGAUGUGCUGAGUUCCAAUGGCUGGCUCUCCCCGGCUGUGGCGGCCAUGGAGCUGGCACAGAUGGUAACGCAGGCCAUGUGGAGCAAGGACUCUUAUUUGAAACAGUUGCCGCACUUUAGUCCCGAGAUUGUCAAGCGGUGUACAGAAAAGAAAAUCGAAACCGUUUUCGAUAUCAUGGAACUGGAGGACGAGGAUCGUACCCGCCUACUGCAGCUUUCUGACUUACAAAUGGCCGAUGUGGCUCGUUUCUGUAACCGGUAUCCGAAUAUUGAGCUUAACUACGAAGUUGUAGACAAAGAUCGGAUUAACUCAGGGUCAACCGUCAAUGUGGUUGUUCAAUUAGAGCGUGAGGAUGAGGUCACCGGCCCAGUCAUUGCUCCCUUCUUCCCACAGAAACGUGAGGAAGGAUGGUGGGUUGUUAUUGGUGAUCCCAAGACCAACUCCCUGCUCUCUAUUAAACGGCUUACACUCCAGCAAAAAGCAAAGGUCAAGCUGGACUUUGUGGCUCCUAGUCCAGGCAAACACGACUACACACUAUACUAUAUGAGCGAUUCCUACUUGGGUUGCGAUCAGGAAUACAAGUUUUCUAUAGAAGUGGGAGAUUUCCAGUCGGAAAGCGAGAGCGAGUCAGAUUAGUUAUUUUAAGAAACAUCAGUUGGGCUUAGUCGCGCAAACAAAGAUCAACCAUUUUACAAUUCAAUCCCAUUAAUUGCAGCAAUAUUUUAAAACAACACUGGAAAACUUCAUUUAUUAUUAUUACUAGAUCCUUCAAAAAAAGAGUUGAACAAAAAUAAAUUUAAAAAUUACCAAAUACAGCG
Messenger RNA from Drosophila eugracilis, 6723 nucleotides. RefSeq names its product putative U5 small nuclear ribonucleoprotein 200 kDa helicase (gene l(3)72Ab). Gene Ontology annotation, molecular function: ATP binding; nucleic acid binding. The transcript is spliced from 6 exons. Gene Ontology annotation, cellular component: nucleus. Lineage: Eukaryota; Metazoa; Arthropoda; Insecta; Diptera; Drosophilidae. Bases 113 to 6541 code for a protein of 2142 amino acids. The record is from RefSeq and is a predicted model, not a curated record.